Cryptomeria japonica (Japanese cedar) is the source of this 2504-nucleotide messenger RNA. RefSeq lists its product as uncharacterized. Gene Ontology annotation, molecular function: protein binding. The record is from RefSeq and is a predicted model, not a curated record. The coding region runs from base 345 to 2078 and encodes 577 amino acids. Gene Ontology annotation, biological process: SCF-dependent proteasomal ubiquitin-dependent protein catabolic process. Lineage: Eukaryota; Viridiplantae; Streptophyta; Pinopsida; Cupressales; Cupressaceae. Gene Ontology annotation, cellular component: SCF ubiquitin ligase complex. The transcript has 16 exons.
UAAAGAGAAACCACCUGCCUGCCUGCUACCUAGUAUAAUUAUAUCCAGUACAUAUCAUUCUCUUCUGGUUUGCCUUUCGGCUCAGGAGAGCAGGAGCGGAAGGAAUUCUAAUCAGAAAGAAUUAUCUUGUUUCUAAAAUUUCAGAGCUUUCAACAUGUGAGUCGUCGAUAUAACGAGCAGGGAUCAACUAAAGUUUCUUAUAAUGAUGGAUAAUUCCUGCACUUACCUAAAAUGGUAAUGUAGUUGCCAAUUGGGUUGAUUAGAUAUACUUUUGCAUCAAAUCCAGAAGCAUGGAUUUUUGGUAGCCUUUGUGGUGUGGAAAACUAAUUUUGUUUCAAGAGAAUAUGGGUGGAGCUUGUUCAAGGAAAAGAGACCAACCAGACAGUGCAGAAGAUCUCCAGAGAGGAGGAUCAGGGAGGUCUAGUAGAAGUAUCAGCCUUCGAUGGCCAGUGAACCCACCUUUUCGUGUUCCAGGAGACAUAAGCAAGGGAAGUGCAAAACUUCCUUCUCUUAUGGAGCUCUCUGUUCAAAAAAUUUGUGAGACAAUUGACAGGUAUGAAUCCUUUGCAAUGCUACCGAGAGAUCUAAGCCAACAAAUUUUCAAUGAGUUAGUCCACACACAAGUUCUCAAAAGAGAAUCACUCCAAGCUUUUCGCGAUUGUGCUCUUCAGGAUGUUUUUCUGGGAUUCUAUCCAAAUGUGGAAGAUUCUUGGCUUGAAAUUCUUGCUACCCAAGGGCCAUCUCUUUUGGCAGUUGAUAUCACUGGUUCAGCUGUGACAGAUUCAGGGCUUGUUCGCUUACGAGAUUGUCUAAAUUUGCAGUUGCUGAACUUCAAUUAUUGUGACUACAUUUCUGAUGUUGGUCUAGGAUAUGUGGCAGGUUUUACAAACUUAACCUCCCUCAGUUUUAAAAGAAGUAAUGCAAUAACUCCAGCUGGCUUGCAUGCCUUAGCGGGCCUUGUGAAACUGAAAAGCCUGGAUCUGGAGAGAUGUACAGAGAUUCAUGGGGGACUGGUGCAUCUAAAAGGACUCACCAAUUUGGAGUCGUUGAAUAUUGGAUGGUGCAAUUGUAUAAAGAACUUAGAUAUCAAACAUCUUGCUGGUCUCACAAACUUAAAGGAGUUGCAAAUUUCUCGGAGUAAGGUAACUGACUCGGGUAUUGCUUCACUGAAAGGUCUGAAAAAGCUUUCUUUACUUAACAUGGAGGGCUGUAAUGUGAGUGCUGCAUGCAUGGAGACAAUUUCAGGUUUCGUUGCUUUGAUAUAUUUGAACAUGACUUCAUGUUGCAUGACUGAUGCUGGAUGUCAAAAGCUUGGAGGGCUUGUAAAUUUAAAGACUCUGAUCCUUGGCUAUAAUAACAUUACUGAUGCUGGUCUAGUACAUUUAAGAGGGUUGACAAAUUUGGAGGACUUAAAUUUGGAUUCAUGUAGUAUUGGAGAUGCAGGAUUGGAAUGCUUGAGAGGGCUUACCUUUUUGAAGAACUUGGAUCUGUCAGACUCUGAAGUUGGCAGCAAUGGACUCCACCAUUUGUCAGGCUUGACAAAGUUAGAAAGCUUGAACCUGUCAUUCACACAAGUAACUGAUACUGGCUUACGAAGAUUAUCUGGGCUCACUGCUCUUAAAUCUCUGAAUCUGGACAUACGACAAGUCACGGACACUGGAUUGGCUGCUCUUACAAGUCUGACUGGAUUGACACAUUUGGAUCUUUUUGGAGCUCGAAUCACAGAUUAUGGCACAAGCUGGUUACGAUCUUUCAAGAAACUUCAAUCUCUGGAGUUAUGUGGUGGAGGGAUAACUGAUGCAGGAGUCAGAAAUAUGAAAGAUCUUACUUCAUUGAUCUCUUUAAACUUAUCCCAAAACUCUCACCUCACAGAUGCCGCACUAGAAUUUAUUUCAGGAAUGACAGCACUUGUCUCAUUGAACAUCUCCAAUUCACGUGUAACAAAUGCGGGACUCCAGCAUCUCAAACCUUUAAAAAAUUUGACCACUUUAUCUUUACAUGCUUGCAAGGUUACUUUGCCUGAAAUUAGGAGGCUGCAAGCAACUUCUCUUCCAAAUCUGUGUCUUCGUGAGGAAUAGAAUUAUUGAGGUUGAAGGCAAAAUUUGAGAUUAAAUGGAAGAUUCUAUAAAAAGUUCGAUUACUAUUCUCAAACUGAAAACAAAUAUCAAAUAUGUAAAUAAAAUGAGGAUGUUCUAAAACUUGAACAUUUGGGUUUUAGCUUUGUCCAUGACACUUUCUUGCAGAAGAGGAGGAUGGUUCUGUAUAUACUAGCCCAUCACAUGGUGACUCCCUGGUUUGCAUGAUUUGUCAAAUGUAUAUAAUAUUAUUAUAUUACGUGGGAUUUGUAUAGUACGUUCCCACCUAUAAACAUACUUCAAUCUCAAUAUAGCUUGCAAGGAAUUGUUGAUAUUAUAGACCUUGCAUAGUUUGUAGCUACUUGUAUCGAACAUCUGUUCUGUUUGGAUAAGGUUACAAAAUACAAUAUAUAACCAUUUUUAUUGUGA